Molecule: messenger RNA, 945 nt
Organism: Sporothrix schenckii 1099-18
Lineage: Eukaryota; Fungi; Ascomycota; Sordariomycetes; Ophiostomatales; Ophiostomataceae
Product: protein BCP1
Exons: 2
Coding region: 1-945 (314 amino acids)
Cellular component (GO): nucleus
Source: RefSeq, a predicted model, not a curated record
AUGGGCAAAAAGCGGUCAAGAGAGGCGGCCAACAAGGUCCACGAUGAGGACCGCAUGGAGGACUCCGACUCAGGCGAGGACUUUGAUGUUGUCAAUGUCGAGUUUGAGUGGUUCAACUUUGACUCGGAGGUCGAUUUCCACGGCACCAAGACGCUGCUGCGCCAGCUCCUCGAUGUCGAUGCCGCGCUCAUUGACGUCUCUGGCCUUGCCGACGUCAUUUUGGCACAGUCCACCAUCGGCUCCACCGUCAAGGUCGAUGGCAAGGCCAACGACGCCUAUGCUAUGCUGACGGCGCUCAGCCUGCGCGAGCAGCGCGAGAACAAGGCCGUCGCGCAACUGAAGCAGUACCUGGCCGACAAGGCCGCGGCCGCGGCCGAGACCAACGCCGCCCUUGCACCGCUGCUGCCCCUGCUGAGCGACCAGUCCUCGGGUCCCUCCGAGGCCGGCAAGCCACACAUUGGCCUGAUCCUGUCGGAGCGGCUCAUCAACAUGCCAGCCGAGAUCGCGCCGCCGCUGUACACGAUGCUGAUGGACGAGGUGGAGGCGGCCGUCGAGGACGGCGAACCGUACCAGUUCACACACUACCUGAUUUUGUCCAAGACGUACGAGGAGGUGCAGUCAGACCUGGCGGCGAUGGUGGUUGACGACGACGACGACGAAGACGACAGUGGCAAGAGCAAGAAGCGGAAGAAGGCCAAGACGGCCGCGUCGGGGUCGUCGACGUCGGAGCCGUUUUACUACUUCCACCCGGAGGACGAGGUGCUGCGCAAGCACGCGGUGGCGGCCGGCACGUUUCCCUACACCAAGAUUGACGAAUCCGUGGCCGACAGCAAGCGGGCCUUCCAAGAGCUGGGCGUCAAGUCGCAAGGACUGCUGAUGCUGAUUGAAGCAGACAAGCUGCCGGCAGCCAUUGAGGCCGUCAGCAAGUACGUGCAGUCGGCGUGA